Molecule: messenger RNA, 525 nt
Organism: Lathyrus sativus (Indian pea)
Lineage: Eukaryota; Viridiplantae; Streptophyta; Magnoliopsida; Fabales; Fabaceae
Source: the annotation of a GenBank genome assembly
AUGGACGUUGACAAUGAUUUCUUUAUGGCCAAGUGUGAACUACUCGCAAAUAGGGAGAAAAUCAUGUCAGCAGACCCGCGGAUGUUGUUUUACCAUUAUUUGGCAGUGGCUCGAUGGACUCUAGACUUUACAUCUCCUCUAGCAAAGGUGGAGAAGACUUUGGUUUGGAUUCAAUUUUCAUGGCUUAACUUAUUAUAUUAUGAUGAAAGUUUCCUUCAUGGUUUGUCAGCUAUGGUGGGUACUUUUGCUAAGGUAAAUACUAACACCCUGAAUGUAGAAAAAGGAAGGUUUGUGAGAAUUUACGUGGAGAUUGAUCUGACCUUACCGUUUGUCGUAAAGGUCAAUGUUAAUGGUCAUUGGUACAACAUGCAAUAUGAAAGUCUUUGCAUUAUUUGCUCUAGUUGUGACUGUUAUGGACAUCAUACCCGUGAUUGCAAGAAAAUAUCAGAUAGUCUGACACAACCAACCAUUUCUAUAGUGGCACAACCAAGAGGUCAGUCAGAAUACAAUGUUGUCCAUGAGUAA